Racocetra fulgida is the source of this 2868-nucleotide messenger RNA. The record is from the annotation of a GenBank genome assembly. Lineage: Eukaryota; Fungi; Glomeromycota; Glomeromycetes; Diversisporales; Gigasporaceae.
GGUGAAGAGGAUGGUGAUUUUGAGCUUGAAGAAGAAUUUCAUCAAUCAAAUCAGAUCCAAGUUAUUCAAGAUAAUAAUACACAACAAGAAUUGAGCAGUGGUGCUGAUCAACAAGAUGUCGAAAAAACUGUUAAUCCUGAUCAAAUCCAUCUUACCCAAACUAACGAUGAACAAGUGGAUGAAGUUACGAUAGAUGAUGAUACUCACUUCCCACCGAGAGAUAAUGAAAUGAAAUCGAUUCUUGAAGAAAUUGAAAAGCUAGAACAAAGUGAAUCUGUCCAGGUCAAUGAGAUACCAGUUCAGUCUGUUUUAAUAGAUAGAAAUGAUGUUUCAACGUUAGAAAAAAACUCCGAAAUGUCCGCUUCUAUAACUAAAUCUGGCCGUAAAAUUCAUAAACCUAUUUUUUUCAAUCCUUCUUCGUAUAUCGAACCCAAAAAAAAACUUACCGAUGCAAAAGAUCCAUCUUCUGAACCUAAUAAAGCCCCUUCUGAUUCAAAAAAGUCCUCUUCUAAAAGAUCUUUGGAAAAACGUAAUCCGAAAUCUGCAAAGAUCCAGUCUAAAUCUUAUGACGUAUUAAUGGGCUCCGAUAAUAACGGUGAAUCGCUUGAUACUUCCCAGAAUUGUCAGGAUUCUCAACAAAAUUUACCGUCCUGUGAUUCUUCUAAUUCGCCCUUCGACGCGAUAGAUCCUGAACUUGACAGUAUUGUGUGUGAAAUUUGUCACGAAGGUUUGUCCAAGAAAGGAAAUUGGAUCAUUUUGUGUGAUCGAUGUGACACUCCUUAUCAUCAAUUAUGUCAUAUGCCGACGAUCGAUGAUGAUUUUGCUGAUUCCGAUAAGGAAUGGAUUUGUAUGGGUUGUACAAAUUCGCGUACAAAAAAACGUCAAAAAAUGAAUAAUCCUGAGAUGAUUGAUACUUCAGCAAAAAUAUUAACCAGCGAUCAACAAAUCAUUACGCCUAAUACCGAUAUUUCAACCGCCGAAUUGGAUAUUCAAGCUUCAAAUCUUACUAAAGACCAAAUGGAUUUACCUAUUUCUGCAUUAUUGACCAGAGAACAAAAAGUGGAAUAUUUAUCUUCUUUGCCACAAUCCGUUUUAGUAGAUCUCAUACUUUUGGCUGAACAUAUGCAACCAGGUCUCCCAUUGUAUCCGGCGAAUGUUUUACAAAAAUAUUUUCACAUGAAUGAUUCAAAGCAAGAUGAAUUUCAAACAAAACCGGAAUUGGCAACUCCCUCAACCGAAAUGGAUAUUAUGGAAUUGUCGAUACCGACCAACAAUGAUACUGAACGAUCUUCUCAAUUCAAAGAAACUCCUGAAAUAAUGUCCCCAGUUUCUAUUGAUGUUAGCAUGAAUGCUGAUGAAUUUCUCAUUUAUUCAAAUAUGAUAAUAAAAGCCAUCUCUGCAAUUUCUCAGCCAAAUGGCAAUACCGCCCAAACGAUUUACAAUUGGAUAAAAGGAAAUUAUUCUGUGCCUGUGAAUUUUCAACAUACUGCUAAAAAGUAUCUUUCCGACAUGCUUUCAAAAGGAAUUUUAGUCAAAACUUCAAAAGCACACUAUAAACUAAAUCCCGCUUAUAAUCAUGCACCUGUAAAACUAAACUGUGAUGAUUUAUUCAAACCUUUAACCACUAAAAUUUUACAAAGUCCGAGUCAUAAUGGUCAAUCCCCUCGAAAAAGCUUAAAUAAACCAAAUGAUCCUGCGUUAUUAUUAUCCCAAACCUCAAAUGGUCAGGUAAAUCAAGAAUCUUUUCAACAAUCCAUAAGUUUUAAUUGUCAAUUAGAUAAAGGAUUGUCUCAACAGUCCAUAAAUUUCAUCGGGCAAGCAAAUCAAAUAUCAUUCCAUCAAAAAAAUUUGAUUGAAAAAACAAAUCAAGUAUCGCCACAUCAAUCAAAAGACUUAGCUUUGCAAUCAGCUCAAGUAUCAAUCCAGCAAUCUAAAAGUCCUUUACAACAACAUAUAAAUCGGACAUUAUCUAAUUUGCCGGAUCAUGCUUCGUCACAUUCCCCAUCUGGAUCUCAAAAUCCAAAUUUGAUACCAAUUGACAAUCAACUUAAGGAUGCUAAUAUGAUAAGUAGUGAUCAAUUAAACCAAAAAUCUGCAAGAUCUUUGGUGUCUGUAGCUUCUCUUAUGAAUAAUGAUCAAGCACGUUCAGGAUUACGAAUUCCACAAUCAUAUCAAUUGGAUCGUUAUAUUAAGCAAAACAAUAUACAAGCACGUAGUGGUAUUCGUCCUCCAAGUCAAGUUCCUACUGGUUUAAAGAAAAAUAAUAAUCAAUCACGUUCGGAAAUUCCAAGAUCCCAUACUGCAGUUAUGAAUCAUACAUCCAUAGAUAAUAGUGGAAAAGUUCCUAAUGGAAUUUCAUCUUUAAAUCAACGGUUAUCUGCGGUAACAAAUAAUCAUGAUCAAUCGAACAUCGGCAUUCCAUCAAUGAAUUCUUUCUCGCCUCAACAGCAAAGAUAUGCGGCAAUGAAUAACAAUAAUCAAUCGCCUAUUGCUACACGACCUUUACUUCCAAUACCUACGAAUCAAUCAUUUCCCACUGGAAAUACUGAACUUGGUCCUCAAUCUAUGCUUGUACCUCCGAUGCAGCCUAUACAACCAAAUCCACAACAAUCAUGGCCUACUUCGUUCAAUUCAUUUUAUAUGAUUCCUAAUUCUAAUGAAAGUAAUCAAUAUGGAUUAAUGCAAACUUAUUCUUACGGACCAAAUCAAAAUCAAAUUAGUUUUGAUGGUCAUAAUGCAAUGCAUAACUCUUUGAUGAAUGAAAAUCCUAACAAUCAUAACGGCCAACCUAGAAAUAGUCCUUCGACUCCUCAUUUACAACCUAUGGGGCAAAUUGGUCAAAUGGGACAAUCUUUAAGUCAAAGAUAA